Molecule: messenger RNA, 1158 nt
Organism: Thunnus maccoyii (southern bluefin tuna)
Lineage: Eukaryota; Metazoa; Chordata; Actinopteri; Scombriformes; Scombridae
Product: cell surface glycoprotein 1-like
Exons: 3
Coding region: 141-857 (238 amino acids)
Source: RefSeq, a predicted model, not a curated record
CCAUAUAAGAAGAUGUCUAACUCGGCUUCUCUGCAGCUUUUGUCGGAGUUGAGACGUUUCAGAAUUAGUCUGGCAGAUCUCUAUGGUGUGGAGGAAGAAGUGGAUACUCAAACUAUUACACAAAUACAGGAAAGACAGCAAUGGCUAUUCUAAGGGCUACACUUUGUGCUGUCCUCAUGGUGACUGUAGCAAUGUCUAAACCAGUCUGUCUAAAUGAGAGUGAGGAUUCAUCCAUGCUAUCAGAGUCCAGUGAGUCCAGUUCAUCAGAGGAGACUGUGACUCAUGCUAAACCUUCACAGGAACCCCUGCAACCAGCAUUGAAAGAGACAGAUAUGUCUAAUUCUAUGGAGGAGACCGACCCAACGGAUACCCCUGCUCUACUCCCCUCUGCAGACUCAGAACCUUCUCCAACCAUGCUCGAUACUUCAGCCCUGCCAGACCCUGAAGACCCACAAACCUCCACUGACAUUGACGCUUUACAGCUCAUGCCAGAUGACCCUUCACACACCGCCCUGUGUGUAGACAUUGCUCAGGAUAUGCCUGCAGUUAACGCUGACACUGUAUGUGUUGAAGACACUGAGGGCUCACUACACCCAGGCCUUGCAGAAACUGACACUGUUAUAGAUAUUGGUGGCACAAAUCAACCACAAGUCACCUCCACCACAUACCAAAGAAUCCCCCAGGGAGCCACUCCACCCUUUCCUCCACACAUCAAACCAACACGUCCACCAUCCUCUCCAGCCCCUCCCAUGCCAAUCCCCAUCGGAACCACCCAAGACUUGACCAGUGUUCCUGUUUGUUUCAAUUGCCAGUUCCUGACCCCUGAGUUAGAUCCACCUAGAGGAGAUAGCAUUUGACCCUAAUAGCAAAAAACUGAACAGAAAUUAAACAAAUGUUAUCCACUAAUAUCUUUUACACGAUUUUAGUGUUUUAUUCUUUUGUUUUCACACAUUCUUAGUGGUUGGGAAUCAUUUCAAUUUUGGUCUAAUGUUGGAAUACUUAGUCCUCUUAAGGUGCUUAUUAGUUUGAUUUUGCACUAAUGUAUCAAAUGAAUUGACACCUUAACUAACAACACUUCAAAUGUAUUCAUAUUAGCAGUUGAAAAUGAAAAUGUGAUUAAACAUUCAUAUCUUCAAAUCAUGAAUGAGGAUUGAAUGA